Molecule: messenger RNA, 1508 nt
Organism: Carya illinoinensis
Lineage: Eukaryota; Viridiplantae; Streptophyta; Magnoliopsida; Fagales; Juglandaceae
Product: malonyl-CoA-acyl carrier protein transacylase, mitochondrial-like
Exons: 10
Molecular function (GO): [acyl-carrier-protein] S-malonyltransferase activity
Source: RefSeq, a predicted model, not a curated record
CAACAUUCAGGGCUGAACUCAAACCCGAGGUCUCGCCUGAAUGGUGCCCAAGCAGUUGGUAUGGGAAAGGACGCUCAAAAUUUGCCCACUGCGGCAGACUUGUACAAGAAAGCAAAUGACAUAUUAGGGUUUGACCUUCUGGAUAUUUGCAUUAAUGGACCUAAAGAGAAGCUAGAUUCGACUAUUAUUAGCCAGCCAGCAAUCUAUGUCACGAGUCUAGCUGCAGUAGAGUUACUUCGUGCGCGUGAUGGAGGCCAGCAGAUCAUUGAUUCUGUUGAUGUCACAUGUGGUCUUAGCUUGGGAGAAUAUACAGCUCUGGCAUUUUCCGGGGCUUUUAGCUCUGAGGAUGGACUCAAGCUGGUCAAAUUAAGGGGAGAAGCCAUGCAGGAAGCUGCCGAUGCUGCUAAAAGUGCCAUGAUCAGUGUAAUAGGACUGGAUUCAGAAAAGGUUCAACAGUUGUGCGAUACAGCCAAUCAAGAAAUUGAUGAAGCUAAUAAAGUUCAGAUUGCGAAUUACCUAUGUCCCGGAAACUAUGCUGUAUCUGGAGGCGUUAAAGGAGUGGAGGCAGUAGAAGCCAAAGCAAAUUCAUUCAAGGCUCGAAUGAUGGUGCGCCUGGUUGUUGCUGGUGCUUUCCAUACCAGAUUUAUGGAACCAGCUGUCUCAAGAUUGGAAGCUGCAUUAGCAGCUACGGAGAUCAGAACUCCAAAAAUACCAGUUAUCUCUAAUGUCGAUGCACAGCCACAUGCAGAUCCGGACAGAAUCAAGAAGAUAUUGGCACGUCAGGUAACUUCCCCUGUUCAAUGGGAAACAACAGUGAAGACUCUCGUAACCAAGGGCCUGAAGAAGGGUUAUGAAUUGGGACCUGGAAAGGUUAUAGCUGGCAUUGUGAAGAGAAUCGACAAAAGUGCAGACAUUGAGAAUAUUGGUGCUUGAGAGGAGGCCAUUGGAGGUAGCUCCUUUCGGGGCACCGGCAUCUCCUUUGCCAUAUGAUCAUAUCCAUGGCAUCUUGGAGUUUGAGCAGGAGGCCUUAUGCAAGACAAACAUAGAGAAAUACACUUGGGUCGAGUUUUUCUGGGUGGUACAGACCGAUAUGAGAUUUUUCUUUGCCCUGGGACAAUGGACCGGUUUGAGAGUUAGUUUUGUUAAAAUGUUUUCAGUUUUUAAUACUUGGAACAUGGUCGGGUGCUGUAUUGGAGGUUAUUUAUCGAUUAUGGCAGUGCAUGGGCAGUUAAUGGUGGCCAUAUUUAUGGAUUGCUGCAUUGUAUGAGAAUGGGAGGUGAUUAAGCAGUUAAACCCCACUGUGGAUGGUGACAUUUAUUUCCAUAAACAUGCACCCUUUUUUUUUUUGUUUUUUGGUUUUUUGCAUAGUAGUGAUAGAUAUUAGAUAAUACAAUGACUCAUUUGGUUAUACAGAUGAGAUGAGAUUAAAAUUAAAUAAAAUAUCGUUAGAAUAUUAUUUUUUAAUAUUAUUUUUGUUUUAAAAUUUAGAAAAGUUGAAUAAUUUUUUA